UAUCCAAGAAUGCGUGCCAACGAUCAAUCAUUUUCUUUUUCACUUUGGGUUAAUCCAACAUCUACUACAAGUGGUGGUACAUUAGUACAUUUAUCUUCGAAUUCAAAUGGUAAUGGAACUUGUUAUGAUCUUUUGGUUUUUACAAGUACUGGAGCUUUAGUAUGUCAAUGGUUGUAUGCAAACAACAGUGCUGAUAGUGCUCAAGGUUCUGUGAUACCAGCAAAUACAUCGACUCAUGUAGUUGUUGUAUAUAGUUAUAAAAGUGGUGUUCGUCUUUUUAUUAAUGGACAAUUUAGCACUUCAUCAAACGCUGGAUCUUUCUCUGUAUUUGACGCCUCUAGUCCAUGGUAUAUCACAUUAGGUAAUAAGAGUCCAUUGGGAUCAUCAGCAUCGCUUAGCUGUCAAAGUGGUUCUAUACCUAUUUCAUCAGGAUCUUUUUCAGGUUCUAUUGAUGAAUUUCGAAUGUACAAUCGAGAACUAAACAAUCAAGAGAUAUGUGUACUUGCUAAUCCAUAA
This is a messenger RNA of Rotaria sp. Silwood1, 516 nucleotides long. The record is from the annotation of a GenBank genome assembly. NCBI's taxonomy places the organism in Eukaryota, Metazoa, Rotifera, Eurotatoria, Philodinida, Philodinidae.